This is a messenger RNA of Phytomonas sp. EM1, 3267 nucleotides long. Lineage: Eukaryota; Euglenozoa; Kinetoplastea; Trypanosomatida; Trypanosomatidae. The record is from the annotation of a GenBank genome assembly.
AUGUCAAAUUGCUGUGGUAGCCUAGGAGUAGAUUACGAGGUUGGUUUUAAUCCUUCGGCUCAACCUAGCACUGUAGAUAAUGCUCAGAGUCAUGCGCAAGAUGUUCUUGGGGGUUCUAUAAAGACUCCUCAGGUGGAUGAAAGGAAUGAAAACAAUAAUAGCAGUUCAUUUGGCUAUUCCGUUAAUUUACCCAAGUCUGGAGAUUAUCCUUCCAGUACGGCGAUACCAUCAUCAUCAUUGGAACACCACCAAAAUCUUAAGGAAAUGCAGCGACACGGUCCGCAAACUAGUGGCUCUGUGGACUACUAUCAAGUAGUGGUGCGCCUGAAACCCAAACUAAAACGCGCUCCUGGCGUCUAUCUUGCAUACGAUAUUACGUCACCAGAGACAGCAUCAGGGGGGGAAAAAGUCACUAUGGAAGCUCCAAACUCUUCAACUUUGUCCUUUUCUCCCCUACAAACCACAACGCCUCAGACGGCCCACAUCAUGUGCCACUCUGAUUGCUCUAAUUCUCUGAGGGAUCAGGCGACGGGCGGCUUUAUUCAUACUGCACAAACUGGUGAUGUUCAGGCAACUGGUGAGACACCUUCACGUACAAUUAUAUCCAUUACAGAGCCAAGCAUUGAAGGCGAUGAGUGUGGGCGGUACACUUGUAGGUUCGAGUUCAACGACGUGAUAGGGCCCAAUACUUCAGAUAUGGAUAUGUGCGCCAAAGUGGUACCUCGUAUCCUAGAGCAGCUGAAUGCUGACUACAAUGUUUGUGUGCUGUGCUAUGGGCAGAUAGGUAGCGGUAAGACACACACUGCUAAUGUUCUUUCACAAGCACUGAUCAAAGCUGUGUUUGGCUCAAUUGUUAGUACGGACGUAGUAGAGUUAUCAUUUAUACAAAUAUACGGAAACAAGGGUUACAACUUGCUAGCUAAGUCGUCUGAGGAGGACUUGCUUGGUAUACCACUGCCCAAACCUCGAGGUACCGUUGUAUUUGAGCCAAAAUAUAUAGUAAAGAACGAAUUGGAUGCAGAAAAUAGAAGAAGGGCUGCUCAAAUGUACCGUUACACCAGUACACACGCACUCAACGCACGCAGCUCUCGUUCCCAUACCCUUUUCUCGCUGCAUAUCACAAAGUACAGAGAUGGUGUGCCACUAUCGACAGCUAAAGUAACUUUAGUAGACUUGGCAGGUUCGGAGCGGGUCGAGGAAAUAGGUGCCGCAGGGAAGGGUUUGGAUGAAGCAACCGCCAUGAACAAAUCUCUCUCUAUGCUGCGUUCUUAUAUCGUCCUAGGUGCCAAUGCCAAUGACCCAAAAUCUUACGGUGACUCAUUGCUGAUGACUUACCUUAUGCCGCGCUUGCAAGACUGGCAUGUUUUGCUGAUAGUUACUGCUUCUCUUGGUAAGAAUAAUUUUGAAAUGACGAAAAAAUCUCUAGAGUUCGCGACUGCAAGCAAACGAAGGGUUGUAGAGAAGCGGAAAUGUGGGUUAGAGGAGCGCCUUAGUUUCAGUGGGUUCAAUGAGCAGGCCUUUACUGACUUUAACGAAGUAAUAACCACACUGCACAAUAGGACUUGUGCACUAGAAGAAGAUCUCCGUCUAGAAUGGGGGCGACAUGACCGGCAAGAGAGAUUGUCAUCCCCACAAUUACCAGAACAUAUGGAGCGACGAAUUGAAGUUUCUCAGUCGUUGCUGCGAGAUGAUGAUAAGGAGCUGCGAAUGUUGAACAGGGGCGGUCAGCCCCACCAUACGGAUUGCUGUCGGUCGGAAAUACAAGAGCCCUCCUCGGAGCACAGUGAGGGGCUCCUCAGGGAUAAACAAAGCAAUUCUGCUGUAAUGAAGGGGGUCCUGGACAGACUGAAGGACUUAUUUUUAUGGCUGUUCGCGCACCUCGAUGAGCUGCGCGAGCAGCGCGAUGUGUUAGAAAAGACCAUUGAGGACUUGCGCACUGAGAACUCACGACUCGUUGCUGAGGUUGAAAGGUGCGCGUGCGAGGUCAAUCAACGCAAUGAGCGCGUGGCAAAGCUAGGUAGUAAGCAACAGUCCAUGAUGGAGGAGCGUGAUCUGCUAAGGGAUAAGAUCGAGCAGCUACACCUGGAGUCUUUUUUAGGUUAUGUCGACCGUACAGUGCGGUGCGAAAUGGAGGAUCUGUUCAAAUAUACAACGGAAGCGAGGCGAAUUGACGAUAUCAGCUUCAGCAGAAGCGACCUUAAAGCGGCCGAGAGUGCAAGCACUGCUGACCAGGCAUACCUAAGCAUCCAGAGGGAGUUGGAAGCUUCGGAGAAAAAAUAUGAGAAGCUGAAGGAGGAAUGGGACAUAUGCUUAGCACUGAACAAGUUAAUGUGGAAGAGUUGCACCCCACAACAGAAGAUGUAUAUAUCUUCUGCGAAAACUAUGGACGCUGCACCAUACGCCGACGGCGGUACCCCUUCCAGGUUUUUGUUUGGUGGGGAUGAUAGUUGCCUCAUUGAUGAUAACGUGAGCAGCGGUGAUGUGCACACGGCUCCAGAUUACCAGAGUGGCCUGUCAUUUGGAAUGGAGAGCAUUAAGUUGCGUUGCAUUGUACGGGAUCUAAGAGCGACGCUGGAAGAGACUAUUUACGAGCGCACCAAGGCUUCUGAGGAGUCUCACGCGUUUGCGCUAGAGAAUGAGAGGCUACGACAAAGGCUCCAGGAGGAAGUUGAAAAGAAUAUGUGCUAUGAUAAGGAGAUGCGGCAAAUGAUGCACUCCAUGCGGCUUCUACAACAGCAGGUUGAGAGUUCUAAUGCAUACUUUGCAGGGCAGAAAAAUAAGUACGCUGAUCUGGCAGCUGCCUUGGAUCGCUCUGAUGAGGAGAACAAGCGACUUUCCUUAGAGAACGAAAAACUCAAAGCUGAAGUUCGUCUAUUAAAGAAGCAAAACGAGGCAGCAUAUCGGUGUAGCAACGAGCAUGAAUCAUUCCGCAUGUAUGGCUCUUUAAAUGCAUUGCAAAGACAUUUCGCGGUGCCCCCUAUAAACACCUUGAACAACGGCAAUCACGGUGUUGUGGGGGCUCCCCCGACUGCCGGUCCUUCGGUGGUGGCUCAGGGGGCUUUGCAUGAGGCCUCCACGGGCAGGGCCCCGCGAAAGACCAUCGUGCCCGGACGGCGAUUGUUGGCUCGGUCUAAAAGUGCUUCUCGGAAGCAUCGACUUCCUGUUGAACGUCCGUGUUUUACCCGACUAAAUUCCGAAGGGAAUAACUAUGGAGGGACUUCGUUGCACUGCAAACCGGGCAGUAAGCCGGCCCCAUUGCACCCUUAA